Fibroporia radiculosa is the source of this 1230-nucleotide messenger RNA. RefSeq lists its product as uncharacterized. Gene Ontology annotation, cellular component: cytoplasm. The record is from RefSeq and is a predicted model, not a curated record. The transcript is spliced from 10 exons. The coding region runs from base 1 to 1230 and encodes 409 amino acids. Gene Ontology annotation, biological process: protein refolding. Gene Ontology annotation, molecular function: Hsp70 protein binding. Lineage: Eukaryota; Fungi; Basidiomycota; Agaricomycetes; Polyporales; Fibroporiaceae.
AUGACUAACGCAGAUGAGAUCAAGAAAGCGUACCGGAAAAAGGCUAGGGAACAUCACCCGGACAAGAAUCCAGAUGACCCAAAUGCAGGACAGAAGUUCCAAGAGAUGGCUGCCGCCUACGAGAUUCUCAGCCAGCCAGAUUCGCGAGAUGCGUAUGAUCAAUAUGGCAUGGAUGGCGUGACCAAGGGUGGAGCUGGAGGGCCAAGUAUGAACGAGGACAUCUUUGCGGAGCUCUUUGGCGGUCUCCGAUUCGGCUUUGACUUUGGUCCAGGGCCGCGUGGAGGCAGACGGGCACGGGGCGAGGAUUCAGUAAUACCCUACGACGUGUCCCUCGAGGACCUAUACAAUGGGAAGACGGUGAAGAUGAACAUGGAGAAGGAGGUUAUCUGUCGGGAGCGAAGGGUUCUGCGAAACCGAAAACUUGCGUCAAGUGCGAAGGCAAGGGUUGGACUAUGGUUUAUAACCAGGUCGGCCCAUCGCGAGUCGCCACAUCUCGAGCUAUGUGUUCAAAUUGCGAUGGACACGCCGAUUUUCAGAUGCAAGAAAUGCAAAGGUCGGAAGACAGUAAAAGAGAAAACUCGCCAAGAAAUUUACAUCGAACGCGGGAUGCCUGAUCGCCACAAGAUUGUCCUUGCGGGCGCAGGUGACGAGGAGCCAGGCGUUCCUCCUGGAGAUGUCAUAUUUGUCCUGAAAACUCGUAAGCACGACUCAUUCCAGCGUGCAGGCGACAAUCUGUUGGCGACCGUUCAUAUUACACUCUCGGAGGCUUUGAUGGGCUUCUCACGAAUUCUCAUCAAGCACUUGGACGGGCGAGGCAUCUUGGUGUCAAGCCCACCAGGAAAGGUCAUCAAAACUGGGGACACCAUCGUCUUGCGCGGCGAGGGCAUGCCUGUGCACAAGAACCCAGACACAAAGGGCAGUUUAUACGUGAUGCUCGAGAUCGACAUGCCUGACGAGGAGUGGAUGAGGAACGUCGACAAGGCUGCACUUGCACAGCUGCUGCCGCCCAAAAAGCCUGAGAUGGAUCCGCCGCCAGAGGUUGUAGACGAGGUGGCUUACGAGCAAUCAGAUAUGGGCGACGUGCGUGCGCCGGCUUUUGGCCCUGGAUACCAGUUCUUUGACCAAAGUUUUGGGCAGCAGUUUGAUGUCGCGGACGAGCACGAUUGGAUAGACGAGGACGACGAGGAUGAGGACGGCUUUGGUGAGGACCCCGAGUGCACGCAUCAGUAG